This is a messenger RNA of Clonostachys rhizophaga, 1473 nucleotides long. The record is from the annotation of a GenBank genome assembly. Lineage: Eukaryota; Fungi; Ascomycota; Sordariomycetes; Hypocreales; Bionectriaceae.
AUGAGUGGCCAUCACGCAAUCACAAAUGUCUACACCAAUGGUACGGCCUCAGUUGGGAAGAUACGGCUACAGAGUGAUCCAGUGAGAGCGGCGCAGAAAGAUUCACUGGAUGAACUUUUCUCGGAGAACGUCAUAGCGAAAAUAAUACGAACAGCCCAAAAACAUUUGUUACACAACAACCCGCCUUCACAAUAUCCACACAUUGUCCCCCAGACUGGGCAAGAUGUCGGUCAAUACGUUUCCAAGGGAAUUGACUUCUGGACCUGUGGAUUCUUCCCGGGUUCUAUCUAUUCCCUUCUAGAGAGAGCAAUCAAACAUCCGACUCGGCUUCAACUUAAAGAUGUUGAAUUAAAAUCUUUGCGCCAGACUCUUGGAAAUUUGGCGAAAACCUGGUCUGAUCCGAUCCAUGGUGAAUCUCGGCUCACAAAUACGCACGAUCUUGGGUUCAUCAUGAUGACCCACAUGAAGCCUAGAUGGGAACUUUUUCACGAUGAAAAAGCUUUGAGUACUAUAAUCACGGCUGCCAAUAGCUUGUAUACUCGUUACAACUCGACGGUCGGUGCGAUUCGCUGCUGGGAUGAGUUGGUGUGGACAAACGCCCCUCACAUUCGCGGCAUGGACGAAAACUUCAUCGUCAUCAUCGAUUCCUUAUGCAACCUUGACCUUCUCUUCUACGCCGCAGCUCACAGUAGAUCUUCUCAUCUGAGCGAUGCGGCCAAGCACCAUGCGCAUACUCUCAUCCGUACUCACCUGCGAGAGGAGCCGACAAUGUGCCGCCCGGGAUUCUCUGGUAUGCUAUAUAGCACUGGACAUGUUGUGAACUUUUGCCCAGAGACUGGAUGCAUAAAAGAGAAACGCACUGCGCAGGGCUUUGACGCAAACUCGACGUGGUCUCGUGGUCAGGCUUGGGCGAUACUGGGGUACGCGCAAACGUACACGUGGACGAAAGACGAAACCUUCCUUCACGUGGCCUGUGGUCUUGCUGAAUACUUUCUGCUUCGCCUAGAAAUGGCUCCCAGCUGCGUUGAAAUCUACACGGCAGAUGGGACAACAUCAGGCCGCUACGUGCCGAUGUGGGACUUUGAUGCCCCAGUUGUGACAGACGGUAUACCCCUAAGAGAUACCUCAGCAGGUACCGCCGCGGCCAAUGGCAUGCUACUUCUCUCUCAAGCACUUGCUGGCCUUGGCAAAUAUGAUAUGGGAAAGAGAUAUCUGAAAGCAGCUUUAACCAUUAUCGAGGAAACAAUUUCAUGCUCUCUGGCUCCAGAGCGAGCAAAAUUGGUCACCAUGGAGAAUGGAGAUAUCAACGGUGUCGAUGAAUUGGAGGAUAGCACUUUUGAGGCAGUCUUGAAAAAUGCCACAGUGUCUAAUAAUGCUCUAGGAUAUGCGCAGAUAGCAGACCAUGGAUUGGUUUAUGCAGAUUACUACUUGAUUGAGUUUGGGACGCAACUUCUUCGACUAGGGCUGGCCUAG